Messenger RNA from Fimicolochytrium jonesii, 1074 nucleotides. RefSeq names its product S-adenosyl-L-methionine-dependent methyltransferase. Bases 1 to 1074 code for a protein of 357 amino acids. Gene Ontology annotation, molecular function: methyltransferase activity. Lineage: Eukaryota; Fungi; Chytridiomycota; Chytridiomycetes; Spizellomycetales; Powellomycetaceae. The record is from RefSeq and is a predicted model, not a curated record. The transcript has 6 exons.
AUGACCCCGCCACCCGAAAUCCGCGCCCUAGAGUUCUUCUCCGGCAUCGGCGCAAUGCACUACGGCCUCCAAUGGGCCGGCGUCAAAGGCGACGUUGUGGCUUCAUUCGACAUUAACCCCGUCGCAAAUGCGUGCUAUCGACAUAAUUUUGGGAUAGAGCCGAUACAGACGCUCAUUGAGACGAUGACGGAGAAGAGGUUGGAGGGGUUUGGGGCAAAUGCUUGGUUCAUGAGCCCGCCAUGUCAACCGUAUACCAGGACCGGUAAACAACUCGACACAACCGACCCCCGCGCCGUCGGCCUCCUUCACCUCAUCCGCCUCCUCGGCACGCUCACAACCCCUCCAACCUACCUCUUCCUCGAAAACGUUCUCAACUUCGAGUCCUCCCAGACCCGCUCCCUCCUCACCCAACAACUUUCAAACCGCGGGUACGACUUCACCGAGUGGUUUUUGACCCCGACGCAGAUGGGAUUGCCGAAUGAUCGCGGGAGGUAUUAUUUGACGGCGAGGAGGGUUAGGGAGGCGGGAGAGGAUGUGGGUGUUCCGGAGUUGAGGUUGGUGAAGGAGUGGCCGUUUGGAGGCGCAGGGGUGAAAAGGAAGACUGUGGGGGAGUUUUUGGAGGAGGAUGGGGAGGGGGAGUUGGUGAGAAGGUAUAGGUUGCCCGAAGCUUUUGUAAAGAGGAGGCAGGCUUUUAGUGAGUCAGCGGUUGUGACUGCGGAUGAUGUGCGAACGUCGUGCUUCACGAAGGCUUAUGGGCACCAUGGACUAGCGGCCGGAUCAUAUCUCCAAACCAAAGGAUUCGAUGUAAACGAGCCCUCAACCGCCAUCGACCGUCUCGGGCUCCGGUGCUUCACCCCAACAGAAGUUGCUCGUCUGCACGGGUUUCCCAUAGAUGACCGCGCACCCGCCCCGCCCCGUCCAGCGGCAGCGGUAGCAGAGCGUCUGGCGUAUAAGUUUGAGUUCCCGGAGGAGGUCACUACGAUUCAGCGGUGGAGGGUUUUGGGGAAUAGUAUGAGUGUGGUGGUGGUGGGGGAGUUGAUGAGGUGUGCGUUGUUUGCUGAUCAUGUGGUUUGA